CCAUGUCUAUCUUUCCUGCAAUCUUCUGUUUUGCAGUAUUCUCCCUCUUCUUUGAGGGUUUUUUUUUCUUUUCUUUUUUUCUUUUUUUUCUUUUCAAUUUUCUUCAUUUCAAUCGAAACCCUAAUUACCCUUUCAAUUUUCUUUAUUUAUUUUUUAUUUUUUUUCUAUUUAAAUUUUGCAUUUUUUUUGUUUGUUGAAGAUGAUGCAACAGCAAAGGCUGAAACAGCAACAUCAAGCCUUGAUGCAGCAAUCCCUUUAUCAUCCUGCUCUCUUAGCACCUGCUCCGUUAGAGUCCAUCUUGAGUGGAAAUCUGCCUCCUGGAUUCGAUUCAAGUACUUGCAGGAGUGUGUAUGUUGGAAACAUCCACUCACAAGUCACAGAACCACUUCUUCAAGAGGUUUUCUCAAGCACUGGUCCCCUUGAGGGAUGCAAGCUCAUAAGAAAGGACAAGUCAUCCUAUGGUUUUGUGGAUUACUUUGAUCGCCGAUCAGCUGCGUUUGCUAUUUUGACGCUUAAUGGAAGGCACUUAUUUGGACAGCCUAUAAAAGUUAACUGGGCGUAUGCCAGUGCUCAAAGAGAGGACACAUCAAAUCAUUUUAACAUAUUUGUGGGCGAUCUUAGUCCGGAGGUUACAGAUGCCACACUGUUUGCGUGCUUUUCAGUAUACACUAGCUGCUCAGAUGCAAGAGUGAUGUGGGAUCAGAAAACAGGCCGGUCUAGGGGAUUUGGGUUUGUUUCCUUUCGUAAUCAGCAGGAGGCCCAAAGUGCAAUAAAUGACUUGAAUGGCAAGUGGCUUGGAAGCAGACAAAUCCGCUGCAACUGGGCAGCAAAAGGUGCUGGAGCCAGUGAUGACAUGCAGAGUCCAGAUGCCAAGAGCAUUGUUGAAUUGACAACUGGAACAUCAGAUGAUGGUCAAGAGAAGGUCAACAAAGACGCUCCAGAAAAUAAUCCCCAGUACACUUCUGUUUAUGUUGGCAACCUUGCUCCAGAAGUCACUACAGUUGACCUCCAUCGUCAUUUUCAUGCUCUUGGGGCUGGUGUCAUUGAAGAUGUCCGCAUCCAGCGAGACAAAGGUUUUGGUUUUGUAAGAUACAGCAGUCAUGCUGAAGCAGCUCGAGCUAUUCAGUUGGGAAAUGCCCGAAUCCUUUUUGGGAAACCUGUUAAGUGCUCGUGGGGAAGCAAGCCAACUCCACCAGGAAGCAGCUCCAACCCUCUACCACCUCCUGCUAUCGGACAACCCGGUAUUUCAGCCAUGGAUCUUGCAGUGUACGAGAGGCAGCUUGCUUUGGCUAAGAUGGCUGGUAUGCAGACUCUCAUGCAUCCCCAGGGACAGCGAAUUGGCGGUCCUAGUCAGGCUAUGUAUGAUGGUGGCUACGGAAGCAUUGCUUCCCCGCAGCCACCAAUGUACUACUAGUUGUUGAUUCUCAAUAAAGCACAUGUUGUUGCUACUUCACUGUGCUAUUUUUAGGUUAUAGUAUCCCUUUCAGGUUCCUUUAAUACCUUCAGAAUGUAUUGGAUAUGUAGUUUGUAUUCUGUUUGAGACUGAAGGUUUUAAUUUCUUUUUGCAAUACAAUAGCACUUUCAUUGAGUGA
Messenger RNA from Solanum dulcamara, 1592 nucleotides. RefSeq names its product oligouridylate-binding protein 1. Gene Ontology annotation, molecular function: mRNA binding. The coding region runs from base 200 to 1414 and encodes 404 amino acids. Lineage: Eukaryota; Viridiplantae; Streptophyta; Magnoliopsida; Solanales; Solanaceae. Gene Ontology annotation, cellular component: cytosol. The transcript is spliced from 12 exons. The record is from RefSeq and is a predicted model, not a curated record.